AUGUCUAGGAUAUCCUCGACCGAUCGCCAUCAGUAUCCCCGCGUACAGAUGGACGAGCAGUUGAAUAAUGUCGAGAAUCGCGACGACGAGCACCAGUUUAUACCCGGUGGUGGAAGGUGUACGAUCGAUACGGCGACAGACGUUGAGGAUGAUGAAAAACACGACGACAACGCCCUGACCACCGCCCAGCCACAGGUGCAGAACGGAUUGCUGACGGCGGAACGCCUUCGCCCAUCCCUGAGCGCUUCUCAAAAGCCGAUGAGGGCUUCAGCAAUCAGCAUGGCGUGCCGGGUGAGCCGAGUGACGCCCAACAACUCGGUGCUGUUCGUUUGCGAUUUGCAGGAGAAAUUCCGCCAGCAGAUCAAGUACUUCCCCGAGAUUCUCGUCACUGGCAAACGGCUUAUCGACACGGCCCGCAUCCUCAAUUUGCGCACAUUCGCCACCGAGCAAUACCCCAAAGGAUUGGGCCAUUUGGUGCCCGAGCUCGGGCUGCAGGCUGGCGGCGAUGUUCCGAUUAUCGAAAAGUCGAAGUUUUCCAUGUGCAUCGAGCCGGCGCUGCCCCAGCUGGAGGGCAAGGAGAACGUGAUUCUGUUUGGAAUUGAGGCCCAUGUUUGCGUCUUGCAAACGACCCUCGAUCUCCUUGAGCGCAACAUGAACGUUCACGUCGUUGUCGAUGCGACAAGCAGCAGGACCCAGGAGAAUCGGAAAUACGCGUUCAAGCAGAUGGAGAAGGCGGGCGCCGUGCUGACGACCAGCGAGUGCGUGAUCCUCGGGCUGCUCGGAGGGCCUGACCACCCGAAAUUCCGCGAGGUCCAAAAGCUGAUCAUGGAGAGCGCGCCGGACACGGGGCUGUGCAAGCUG
This is a messenger RNA of Mesorhabditis spiculigera, 861 nucleotides long. Lineage: Eukaryota; Metazoa; Nematoda; Chromadorea; Rhabditida; Rhabditidae. The record is from the annotation of a GenBank genome assembly.